AUGACAAGAUUAUUUGAAGAUUGGUCAGUCAUUUCGUCAUCUUCUGAAUAUGAAGAUGAACUGGCUUCAACCGCAUCCACCAACGUGCUGGAGACCGAAGAAGACGAAAGUGAUCAAAUUGCCCUUGCAGAAGAAGAACCUACUACUGCUUCUGCUACCACGGCCUCUGAAACCAACACUGCAACGCCCUCAAACACAUUGGCAUCUUCAACGACGACAUUGAAGUUGCCAAUUAUAAAUCUGAGUGAUAACUCCUUUGGAUCUCUGGAUGAAACUUCUAGUUCUUCUUCCUUUUCGGAGUUAAUAACUCCUGAAAGUGGCGACGAAGCAACAUCCACCUCGUUGGCUGAGUCAAACUCUGUUGAUGAAAACUCAAACGUCGGUUUGGAUAGUGAUUUAGAUUCCCUUUCUGAAUCCCGAAAUUUGUGUCCUUAUGUUGCCCUUUCGAGACUUGCACCCGUUGUUACGCAAUCUGCCAGCAAUUUGAUUAAGCCUGUGAAUGAAGAUAUCACAAGAGCGUCUGCUACACUUCACAAUAGAUUGAUGUCGAAUUUGACUGCUAUCAAAAGUAGAUUGAGCCAUGAUUCGAAGUCAACAUUGACUCAUGAUUACGUGAUUAUAAGUUCCCACGAAGUUAAAGACGAAAUCCAGGAAGAAAUUAUUAAGGAAUAUGAUGAGGUCCCUGAGAAUUCUUCCAAUAACACUCUUAUUCAAUUAUGGGAUGAGUAUAUUCUCCGCCCUUGGGUAAACAUUUUCUUAUCAAUCCUUGAUAAAGUUCAACCCCAGAACCUCAUUUACAUUUUAUUCUCUAUGUUGUUAAUUGUGGUACUUACUCCGGUGUUAAGCUCCCUGAUGUCUGGAAUCGCCAGCCACAAUUCAAGUCCAAAUCCUCCUUCUUUUAGAGAUUCUGCAACGUCCCCAAUUGUGCCAUCGGCUUCAUCAACCACUACCAAACCUGUGCAGGUGAAUUCAAUUAAUUCUUUCUACCACCAAAUGCGUGAAAAAUGGAAUUUCAAGUCGUGUACUAGGCAGCAAGCUGUUAAGUUCGAUGAAAGCUACAAAGAGUGGAUAUGUAGAGCCUUGAACAAAGGGCCCACAGUAGAAACUCUUAAAACCCAUCCUUCCUCGGCCAAACAAGGUACUCUGAAACUGGGUCAUGCGCCUUCUAAGACCUUGACCAAGAAAUCGGCUAAGAAAUCGGUUAAGGCUAAAUGGACAAAACGGUGUUGUCAAAGGUCAAACAUAGCUUUGAAUGACAAAAAACAUUGUGGAAAGCUAUGCUCUGAAUACGCAAGGAAGGGAUUUUGUUCACAAGACUCUCGAAACUUUAAGUCUAAUUUCCUUUUGAAUUGGAAAUAUGCAGAGGUUUUAUCUACUCGUUGGAUUGAUGAAGCGUUGAAAGCUACAAAAAUCUUUUCUUCCCAUACGAAGGACAUGUCUACUAAAGGGUAUUAUUGGGCCAAAUCAAGAGGAGGCAAGGAUAUGGUGUAUACCAAAGAAGCCACUAAGAAGUUGCUUUCUCGAGGUAAGAAAGUAUCAGAAUCAUGGGUCAAGCAAGGAGAAAUUAGAUUACAGAAAUUUCUUGUAUUCACAAAGAAAUCUCAUCAACAGUGGAGAAAUAAAGGCUGGCCUUACUCCAAACAAAGGAUAUUUUCUGUUGCUGGAAAGUGGUUUAAUGCUGCAAGAAAAGAUUUAGAGGAUGCUUCUGUAUGUGCCUAUUCGAAUUGGGAAAAUAUAAUUGCUCCAAGAUUGAAACAUCUGUGGCAGACAAGUAAGGACGGUGCUAAAGCAGCUAUGAGUGGCUUAACGAAGGCAUCGAAAUCAGGCACCCAACAAGUAGAAACUGGGCUAAAGAAGGUUUUUGCUGUAGCAAAGAAGGCUGAUGAGGACUGGAGAACUAAUGGCUGGCCCUAUUCUAAGGAAAGGAUGAGUUCCAUGCUUAGUGCUGGUAAAAAUGGCUUGAAAGCCAGUACAUCUGCUGCUAAUACUAUGUGGUCAGAUACAGUUAUUCCCAAUUUGAAACAUCUGUUGAAGUUGAGUGAGGACGGUGCUCAAGUUGCUAUGAAUAGGCUAAAACUGACUUGGACUUAUUCAAGGGCCUUUGCCAGUGUUUUAUUACAUGAUGCUGCCAUAGUGGCUGAUGAUAUCAUUAGCAGCAGUUCAAAGAGAUAA
Lizanozyma spartinae is the source of this 2172-nucleotide messenger RNA. RefSeq lists its product as uncharacterized. The record is from RefSeq and is a predicted model, not a curated record. Bases 1 to 2172 code for a protein of 723 amino acids. NCBI's taxonomy places the organism in Eukaryota, Fungi, Ascomycota, Pichiomycetes, Serinales, Debaryomycetaceae. The transcript has a single exon.